AUGCAAUUGAAUCCACACGGAGUAUAUGACGCAAGCUCAUGGAAAGAGCGGUAUGACUUCGUCAUCAAAAGUGCGUACUUUACUCUAUCUAGCAUAUAUUUCAACUCUACAGCACCCUCAACAUGCGCGACCGGGAACACAUAUACCACCAAGUCGGGCGAUACCUGUAACACCAUUGCACAAGCGAACCAGGUUUCUUCAGGCAGUCCCUACAAGAUCAACACCGCUCUCUAUAAUCGCAACAAUCCUGGUGGACGCUAUGGCUGUCUAUUUGGUGCUCAAAUAUUGGGGCGCCAAACUAAGUUGGGGCAUACCAUUUGCGUAUCACCGCCAGGCGGUGCUUUCUACCAUACACCAGGAAACAACACGUGUGGAGGGGUUGGUGGACCAAAAGGUUGUGGUGAUGGCUAUGCGGAUACCAUUACCCAGCUUCCUGCAGGGUCCACUCUGGAGCCGAUCAGUACCAAAUACUGUGGGGAGUUUUACACCGCCAAAGGAGGUGACACCUGGCGAGGCAUUCUUGUCAAUGCAAAUACGCCCUCUGACCUCUUCAUUACCGUUAAUCCAUUGAUUAUGUCGGCAGAGGCAUGCAACGCAAACAUGAAGGCGGCGUUGACACGGCGCCGCCCUCAAAUGGGACAGGGCCGCCAAUUCCGUCAGGAAGCCGGACGACCUCUGUCAGAUCUACCAUUAACGCCACCGCCCUCUUCGACUACUGUGAGUAGGGCAUCAACGACGACUUCGACUGCAAUUCUGACAACGACAAGCACGCCAGGCACGAACCUCAUCUCGCCCAACGGCCUCUGUGGGUCGAACUCCCCCGUAAACGCUACAUGUGGCGGAAGCAGCUUCGGUUCCUGUUGCUCAAACUACGGCUUCUACGUCACAGUAUUGUGCAGUGUGUCUCUGCCAGCCUGCAUUCGGGUCGUGCACCAACGAAAAAGCCCCGAGCCAAGAUGGAACCUGCAGGUGGCCAUCACCGAUUGGGGCGACGUGCAAAGGAAGUCAAUUUGGCGAUUGCUGCUCUUCCAGCGGUUACUGUGGAAGCUUGUCCUUAUAUUGUGGCUCGGGGUGUCAGAAGGAGUUUGGGACAUGUACUUAGAAGUAGUAUUGGCCUUCGGGCCAUUUAGCAGCUCCGAGGUCUAG
Molecule: messenger RNA, 1146 nt
Organism: Lindgomyces ingoldianus
Lineage: Eukaryota; Fungi; Ascomycota; Dothideomycetes; Pleosporales; Lindgomycetaceae
Exons: 5
Coding region: 1-1146 (381 amino acids)
Source: RefSeq, a predicted model, not a curated record